CCGAAGCCUCGUCACAGAACGCAACAUCAUUACUAGAGGCGAUCUUCCCCACCCGAAAACAGGCGGAUGUUCCCAAAACUUUGUCCUACAGGUCAGUUUGAGAUUCAGAAACCAGAAUGUCCAGCACUGGUCCCACAAACUCUUCAACAUUCAUCAUCCAGUUUCAACCAGGAACACAAGCAACACCUGUUACAACGGUGACACAUGCUCCUGCGCCUCUUCGUGGACUUCAGGCAUUCCUGAAAGGACAACCGAAAGCCCUUGGGACAGUCCAGAUAAUGGUCGGUGUGCUGACUCUCCUGUCUGGCAUUGUAUCUACAGUUCGUCCAGAUGGCAUCUUUGUCAUUAUUGGUGUUCCUUACUGGGGAUCUAUCAUUUACAUUACUGCAGGCUCACUCUGCAUUGCUGCAGAAAAUAACAUUAAUUCACCGUCUGGUUUGUGUUUGAUGAAUGCUUCACUUGGGAUGAACAUUUUCAGUACUUUAACUGCAGGCAUCGCCAUAGUUUUCAUUUCACUGGAUUUCAUACUCCCAUCCACUUACUGCAGCAACUGUAAUCAAUUAGUGAACAUGUAUUUGACUCUUUAUACGGGAAUCAGAGGCAUAUUGAUGUUACUGGCCGUGCUUCAGUUUAUCAUCUCCAUCUGUCUGUCAGGAUUUGCCUGUAAAACCUGCUGUUGUCCUCCUCAGAUACGAGAUGGGGAUGUUUAUCAGAAACGACAUGGGGAUGUUUAUCAGGAUCUGGGACGGCGAGACACGGACACCUACAACACCAUCUAUCCCGGGAAUUAUUAGUCGCUGGCCUGAGAAACUCUCAAAACGUGCAGCUCAUUCAGUCUUCAUGCCCCAAAAACUGUAUUUUUGCUUUGUUUAGGAGUAAGUUUUAUAAGAGUUUUGUUGAUCAUGAGAUUCUGCUUUAUUGUCCUUGUUUACGUUUACAUAUGUCUUUGAGACAAACGACACAAUUAAUUUAUAAAAUACAUGUGUAAGCCUC
Molecule: messenger RNA, 993 nt
Organism: Carassius auratus (goldfish)
Lineage: Eukaryota; Metazoa; Chordata; Actinopteri; Cypriniformes; Cyprinidae
Product: membrane-spanning 4-domains subfamily A member 4A-like
Exons: 10
Coding region: 117-794 (225 amino acids)
Cellular component (GO): membrane
Source: RefSeq, a predicted model, not a curated record